Messenger RNA from Dacryopinax primogenitus, 924 nucleotides. RefSeq names its product ATP phosphoribosyltransferase. The transcript is spliced from 5 exons. The coding region runs from base 1 to 900 and encodes 299 amino acids. Gene Ontology annotation, biological process: L-histidine biosynthetic process. NCBI's taxonomy places the organism in Eukaryota, Fungi, Basidiomycota, Dacrymycetes, Dacrymycetales, Dacrymycetaceae. Gene Ontology annotation, molecular function: ATP phosphoribosyltransferase activity; magnesium ion binding. Gene Ontology annotation, cellular component: cytoplasm. The record is from RefSeq and is a predicted model, not a curated record.
AUGGAGUACUUCGAAUCGAUAAAGGACCGUCUGUUGUUUGCCAUUCCCAAGAAAGGUAGAUUGUACGAGAAGUGUCUUGAGCUGCUUCAUGGUGCCGACAUCCAAUUCACUCGGUCCCAGCGGUUAGACGUUUGCCUUGUCCGCAACUUCCCCAUUGCCCUAGUGUUUCUUCCUGCCGCCGACAUCCCUCGCUUUGUGGGUGAGGGUAAUGUCGACGUCGGCAUCACUGGCCAGGACAUGGUCGCCGAGUCUGAAAUGAGCGACCUGGUUACUGAGGUCCUCCAACUUGGAUUUGGCAAGUGCUCGCUUCAAGUGCAGGUCCCGGAGAAGGGCCAACUUCAGGCCGUCGAGCACCUUGCGGGAAAGAGGGUUGUCACGAGCUUCGAGGUACUGGCAGGGAAGUAUUUCAAGGAUCUAGAUGACAAGCUGGGAACGAAUACGAAGAUUGAGUAUGUGGGCGGAAGUGUAGAGGCGGCUUGCGCUUUGGGGCUUGCCGACGGUAUUGUGGACUUAGUGGAGUCUGGAGAGACGAUGCGUGCCGCCGGACUUCAUGCCAUAUCAACUCUGCUUCUGUCUGAGGCCGUGCUUAUUCGAAGUACAAAGACGAAGAAGACGGAACACAUCCCAUUGAUUGAGCGCCUGACCAGCCGAAUAGCAGGUGUGAUCGCUGCUGGGAAAUACGUACUUUGCAACUACAAUAUCGAGCGAACACGGCUCAAAGAGGCGACCAACAUCACCCCGGGUCGGAGAGCAGCCACGGUCAGCCCCCUAGAAGACGAGGGCUGGGUUGCCGUGAGCUCUAUGGUCGAAAAGAAGGCAAUGGCGGAGAUCAUGGAUCGGCUAGAGGCGAUUGGUGCCAGCGACAUCUUAAUUAUCUCGUUGGAGAAUUGCAGAGUGUGAUGUAUCCAUUGUAGAAUACGGAAU